AUGGGGGGCAAGAAAGAAAACAAGGUCGCUUACUUCGAAAAGCUCAAGGACCUCCUCGAGGAAUACAAGAGCAUCUUCAUCGUCACCGUCGACAAUGUCUCUUCCCAGCAGAUGCACGAGAUCCGCCAGUCGCUCCGUGGCGAGGGUGUCGUCCUUAUGGGCAAGAACACCAUGGUCCGCCGCGCUCUGAAGGGCUUCAUCAACGACUUCCCCGAGUACGAGCGUCUCCUCCCGCACGUCAAGGGCAACGUUGGCUUCGUCUUCACCAACUGCGACCUCAAGGAGAUCCGUGAGAAGAUCCUCUCCAACCGUGUCGCCGCCCCCGCCCGUGCCGGUGCCCUCGCUCCCGGUGAUGUCUUCGUUCCUGCCGGAAACACCGGUAUGGAGCCCGGUAAGACCUCUUUCUUCCAGGCCCUCGGUGUCCCCACCAAGAUUGCCCGUGGUACCAUCGAAAUUACCACCGACCUCAAGCUCAUUGAGGCUGGUAACAAGGUCGGUGCCUCCGAGGCUACCCUCCUUAACUUGUUGAACAUCUCUCCCUUCACCUACGGUAUGGGUAUUUCGCAGAUCUACGACAACGGCCAGACUUUCGAUAGCUCCGUCUUGGACAUUGAGGAGUCCCAGCUGCUCAAGGCUUUCUCUUCUGCCAUCAGCACCAUUGCCUCUAUCUCCCUGGCUGUCAACUACCCCACUCUGCCCUCCGUCAUGCACUCCGUUGUCAACUCCUACAAGAAGGUCAUCUCUGUUGCCAUUGAGACCGAGUACGAGUGGGAGGAGAUCAAGGAGCUCAAGGACCGCAUUGCCAACCCUGACGCAUACGCCGCCGCUGCCCCUGCCGCUGGCGGUGCCGCCGGUGGUGACGAUGCCGCCCCGGCCGCCGAGGAGAAGAAGGAGGAGGAAGAUGAGGAGGACUCUGACGCUGACAUGGGCUUCGGCCUGUUCGACUAA
Molecule: messenger RNA, 948 nt
Organism: Didymosphaeria variabile
Lineage: Eukaryota; Fungi; Ascomycota; Dothideomycetes; Pleosporales; Didymosphaeriaceae
Gene: RPP0
Product: ribosomal protein P0 (A0) (L10E)
Exons: 3
Coding region: 1-948 (315 amino acids)
Biological process (GO): ribosomal large subunit assembly; ribosome biogenesis; cytoplasmic translation
Cellular component (GO): cytosolic large ribosomal subunit
Molecular function (GO): structural constituent of ribosome; large ribosomal subunit rRNA binding
Source: RefSeq, a predicted model, not a curated record